AUGACUGCCACACCAACAACCAAGGCCAACGGCAAUGGAGGAAAGAAGGAGGUUAAGAUUCUUAUGCUUCACGGCUUCACACAGUCCGGCGAACUCUUCCGUGCCAAGACUCGCGCACUAGAGAAAACCAUCGUCAAGCUUCUUAACCCUAUCUCACUUCUCCCCGUCUUUCUCUAUGCUACGGGUCCCAGUCGGCUUAGCCCGGAAGACAUUCCCGGCUAUCAACCUCCUGAGGAGCCGCAGGCCGAGGACUACCAGCCUGACACCUGGGCUUGGUGGCGCAAGGAUGAAACUUCUGGGAACUACCGUCUGCUAGACGAGGGAAUGGCUACCGUCGCACAGGCUAUUCGUGACUCGGAAGGCAUCGAUGCGGUGUGCGGCUUCAGUCAAGGUGCUGCCAUGGCUGCUCUCGUUGCAGCAGCCAUGGAGCCGGAGCGGGCUGUACCAGAGGGCAAGGAGGGAAACUGGGCGAGGGGGUUGAGGGAGGCAAACUCUGGAAACCCUCUCAAGUUCGCUGUGUGUUACUCGGGCUUCUGGGCAACUCCUGACUCACUACAGUUUUGCUUUGAGCCCAAGAUCAAGACCCCCACGCUGCAUUUCGUAGGCAGUCUUGACACAGUAGUUGAUGAAAACCGAAGUCGCGCACUUUCAGAUCGUUGCGAGAACCCUCUCGUGCUUAUCCACCCUGGAGGCCAUCACGUACCUGUGAACAAACAAUGGGCAGCACCACUGGCUGGUUUUAUUAAGGAGCAUGGUCAAGACAAAGAGCCCAAGGCGGAGCUGUAA
Molecule: messenger RNA, 786 nt
Organism: Fusarium pseudograminearum CS3096
Lineage: Eukaryota; Fungi; Ascomycota; Sordariomycetes; Hypocreales; Nectriaceae
Exons: 2
Coding region: 1-786 (261 amino acids)
Cellular component (GO): cytoplasm; nucleus
Source: RefSeq, a predicted model, not a curated record